Molecule: messenger RNA, 1969 nt
Organism: Astrephomene gubernaculifera
Lineage: Eukaryota; Viridiplantae; Chlorophyta; Chlorophyceae; Chlamydomonadales; Astrephomenaceae
Source: the annotation of a GenBank genome assembly
CUUCCUAAAGAAGCGGUCUUCUCUAUACGCACUACGUAGCUUAUCAAGAGCUCCUAAAUAGAUAAGGCUUGCUUGUUACACCGUAUACGCCUGCGCGUUGUGCCCCCUCUGCUUUUAUUUGCUUGCCCGCUUCCCUCAAAUGAACUGAAGGUAGCCUGCUGACUUUAAUCAUAAACAAUAAUAUUGUUAACGAGAUCGUAACUCCUCUGCUUCACGCAAUCUGCUUUGAGGCCAACACCUCUGCAGCCAGCACCUCUGGGCCAGGCCAGCCAGCUAUUGUGCUUCUGGUUAAGUUAUCUGGUCUGGCCCGCUGCGUUUCCUUUUAGCUGCCGUCGUUUUGUUGAAAAGGUAGUCAUUGGCGAUGGCGUCCACCAGCACCGACCCCGCGCCGCCUGUAGCCACUCCAGCACCUGCACCAGCUAAUGUAGAAGCCGAGAUGGCAGCGCACGUCUCAGGAAUAACUCCCCAGCUGCAAAACGUCGUUGCCACUGUCAACCUGGGCACCAAGCUAGACCUGAAGGAGAUCGCGAUGCACGCACGGAAUGCCGAGUACAACCCCAAGCGUUUCGCGGCGGUCAUCAUGCGUAUUAGGGAACCAAAGACGACGGCACUUAUCUUCGCCUCUGGCAAGAUGGUUUGCACCGGAGCAAAGAGUGAGGACGACUCCAGGACAGCGGCCCGACGCUAUGCCAAAAUCGUCCAAAAGCUGGGUUUCCCCGCCACCUUCAAAGAGUUUAAAAUUCAAAACAUCGUGGGCUCCUGCGACGUCAAGUUCCCCAUCCGCCUGGAGGGCCUGGCGUACGCGCACAGCCUGUUCGCCAGCUACGAACCGGAGCUGUUCCCCGGCCUCAUCUACCGCAUGAAGCAGCCCAAAAUUGUGCUGCUGAUCUUCGUCUCAGGCAAGGUGGUGCUGACAGGCGCCAAAACGCGUUACGAGAUCUACCAGGCGUACAUGAACAUCUACCCCACGCUCAUCCAGUACAAGAAGGGCGACGCAGUGGUGCCCACGCUGCCGAGCAACAACAUGAUGCCUCCACCACGUGCCCUGCCGGUCGUACGGCAACCUGGCCAGCCGGAUGCCGCAGACCAGCACCACGACGCGCACCAGCAGCAGCACCCCCACCCGCACCACCAGCUGCAGCAGGCUGCGGCCGCUGCGGCUGCGGCCAUGAUGCCGCCGCCUCCAACCCCCGCCAUGCCGCCAGCCAUGGCGCCGACUCCGGUGGCCGACAUGCACCACAUGAACCUGCCGCCACCGACGCCACUGCACCACAACCUGCCCCCGCCGACGCCGCGGCACCCCGGCCUAGCGCCAACACCUAGCCUGGGCCACCAUGCGCUGCCACCGCCGUCGCCACGGCGAUGAGAUAAACCCUGGGAAUGGGGGUGUCUUGGAAUUGCGGGUGUGACUUGCUUUGGGGCGUCUGACGCAGAAAUGAAGUUGUGGAUGGCUAUGCAGGUGUCGAAAUAGGCCACCGUCAAUGGGCCAUGUCAGAAGUGGGAAGGAGUCUAACAGGGUGACCGUGUGCUUUGGUUGUUAGUUACAAGAAAGUGUAGCGCAGUGGAGGCAAGAAAUGGCUAGGGGCACGAGGGGGCUUCGUCAACAUCGAGCUCCGACCCUCACGGCGCAUUAUAGACAUCGUAGGCAGGUAGAUUACCGGUAUGUCGCGGUUCUCACGUUGUCUUGAGUUGCCGUCUUCCCAUAGAGCAGUUGAGAGGACCUCGUUAGGUUAGCCUUGUUAACGGCGUGGCUGUGCACUGCUGCCGGACAUAAAAUCGGCAGGUAUGCGGCCUGGCAUGUACUAUGUAGCUGCAGGGGUGGUGGCGUACGACAGAUCUCCUUGUGCACUCAUUGGGGGCGGUGCACGGAGGGGUGAUUCUUGGGAGGUUGCAGGCGAGCAUACUGUUCUUGGCUGAAGUCGCUAAUUAGGCGACUGUAGUACUCGUGGGUACCGUGUGAUAGUUGGCA